AGCUAAACAACUGAAAGUGGAAAGCUGCUAUAUACCAUUAAAGAAUGGGAGAUGUGAAGAAUGAGACAAGGUUGCAUCUCACACCGGACACGCCUGGGCGGCCUCCUGUCUCAAAUCCUUUUGAGAGUCCCAGCGAUUAUGCAAGAUUACACAAGCCGGUGGUUCCCAGCCCCUCCGUCUUCAGAUUGGUGAAAACCCCUGAUUCUGAAACUCCUGGAAAAUUUAGAUGGUCCAUCGGGGAGCUUGCCAUUUUACAUCCAAUUGAUAUUGAUCCAGAAGAUGUUCAUCAGCAAUCGGCAUAUAUGAGCUGCACCAGAUUAGAUAAUGAGAUUGAGGCAAGAAACCAAAAAGCCAUUGAAGAGUUUUUUUUGAAUAGUGUCAUUGUACCUUCUCCUUGGACUCAAACUGAGGGGAAACCAAUUACACAGUCUCAUCGAACCAAGUGUUCAUCUUGGAAUAGGGAUUCUUCACGUAACUCUAAAAAAUCUGAUGUGUUGCCUGGGAAGCAUAAUGCAGCUUGUCAGACCUUGUUAUCGUUACCUGUGGACUUUGAUCUAGAAAAAAUAAUAGGUGAAUACUAUAAAUCAGAAGAGUCUGCAGACCAGUCACAUGAGAGUUUGAGUGCCUCUUCGCUUCGGAGGAAGCUAUUUAUAGAUGGUGAAAGAAGUUACUCUGAUAGUUCUUCCCUCCCAUCUCCAGAGCAAAGUCCUUGUGCUGACCCUAUCCAAUCCCAUGGACAUGUGUGUUCACUGGAGUCUUCUCCAGUUCUGUGUAAGAGCACCAUAAAAACUCCUAGUUCUGGGCAAUUUUCAUCAAGUCCCAUCCAAGGUGCAGGAAGGGCAUGCAGUUUAGGGAGCAUUACAAGCCCCAUGUUUCCAGAGAAGUCUUCUCCUAAUCUUGCAUCACCACCUUUGUCUCCGAUUGGACUUCAGUUUGACAAAAUUCCAGUUUCAGAAGGAGAGGACCUCGCUUUCAUGUCUCCUGUCGCUCCUUCUGCGGUGAUCUUGGGUGGGAACUUCGACCACUGUACAGAAUCUCCUUUCAUAGAAGGAUGUUCACCCAUUAAAAUAUGCCCUCCUGUGAAUCCCCGGCUUCACAACAUUCUUUGUCACACCCCUCCUGAUAAGAUAACUUUUCCACAUGAAUGCAAAGAUGAACAGAGAACUCGGUCUACAGCAGAAGCUAACAAUGAGCCUGAGAUGGAUGCAAAGUUGGUUCUUGAAGCGGACAAUAAAGCAAAUUGUAUUAUAUCUCACAAUCUCUUGGUCAAUGAAAACAUAAUGGCCCUUGAAGAUGGGAACGAGGAUCAUACUGUUGAUAUGGCAGAUCUAGGAACAAAUGAAGGGUGUGAUAGCAUUUGGAUGAAGGAAAAUGUUACAAAUAUUAGUUCAGUGACUGGAAUUGCAUUUAAUGUGGAUAGCCCUCGUCUGUAUUUGUCACCGCUAGCAGAAAGCAGUGCUAUUCCUCUUGAGAGCAUUAGUAUCCAGGCUGAUAGUGGAUAUAAUACACAAACCACGUGUGUGAGUAGCAUAGGAGAUGCUAUUGGAACAGAUAGCCAGCUUGAUAAAGAGCAUUUAGAACCACAGACACUAGUUGGAACUCUACCUCUAAAUAAGCUUGAUCCAAAACCUCUUAAGGAUUUCCCUGCUUCGGAGUGUAAGGAGAACAAAGACGUAUUAGGAAUAAACUCAUCUGUUAAUUUAAAUAAGCCUUUUCCCAUCCAUAGGCUGCGUGUAACUCAUGAUAUGGUGUUAAGCCAGAACAUUUGCUACUUGAAUACCUGGAAGAAUCCCUGUGAACAAACAUUAAGUAGAAUACUGAAAAAGAAUGCAAGAUUUUCUCCACCUCAACGACAUGAGAAGUCAUCUUGUUUUAUAAGACAACCCCUUGAAAUGACAGUGGAGGAACCUGAACCCAUCGGUGAUAGCUCUAUGUCCUUAUUUUAAAUAAGUCCAAGUGGCCCUUUUGAAGCUAGAGUUUGUCUUUUGACUAUGAAUGUAAAAUCCACAGUAAAGGUCUGUUUGGUUCACCAGUAAUCUGAAACUAUAAAGAAUAAGUGGCAAAAAAAAUUCUAAUCAGCACUUCUAAAAAUGUUAAUUGCAUGUAGUUAAAAGAAAAGCUAUUUAUAAAGUACCUGAAUUUACUGAUCAGUUGCUCUAUCAUCCAUAAAUCAUGCACAAAGCAAUUGCAAUCUUGUAUUUUUCAUACAAUCUGAUACAUCAGCAAAUACCCCCAUUGUCCAGCUUGUCAACUAUGUUCUUAUAGCCUGGCAUGUAUUGUACUUUAACCUAAAUCAUCUUAUGUACUGUAUAUACAGAAGGAAUUAAGAAUAUUUUUUUAUAUGAUGUAAGAUCAAUGGCAACUUACCAUCUUUUCAAACACCUACCAUUACAUCUAAAUCACGAUCUUCACACAGAGAAGCAAGUUCUUCAAUGCACAGAAAAACUGGUACAAUCAUGUAUGAAUAUGAAAAAAAAUGGCUUUUAAAAGAUUCUGGUUUGAAUUUUGCUUCUGAUUUCAGUGAAUAUUUUAAAAUAGCAAAAAAAAAUCCAAUGUUUACAUUUUAGACCCACCGGUCUACUUAUGAUGGUCUACUUGCAAUAUUUGAUACUGAAAAAUAACCACAUGUGCUUUUUAAAAUCUCAAUAUUUAAUAAAAAGUUCUGAAUCUUUUAUUUUUAAACUUUC
Molecule: messenger RNA, 2687 nt
Organism: Pristis pectinata (smalltooth sawfish)
Lineage: Eukaryota; Metazoa; Chordata; Chondrichthyes; Rhinopristiformes; Pristidae
Gene: bora
Product: bora aurora kinase A activator
Exons: 12
Coding region: 45-1946 (633 amino acids)
Biological process (GO): activation of protein kinase activity; regulation of mitotic spindle organization; regulation of mitotic nuclear division
Cellular component (GO): nucleus; cytoplasm
Molecular function (GO): protein kinase binding
Source: RefSeq, a predicted model, not a curated record